Messenger RNA from Phoenix dactylifera (date palm), 1177 nucleotides. RefSeq lists its product as uncharacterized. The record is from RefSeq and is a predicted model, not a curated record. NCBI's taxonomy places the organism in Eukaryota, Viridiplantae, Streptophyta, Magnoliopsida, Arecales, Arecaceae.
ACUAAUCCAUGGUGCAUUUAAUGGUGCAUUGCGUUUUGUAGUCGCAAUAUUUGCUGCAUUUUUGUUUAAAAUAAAAAAAAAUGUUUACUGCAAAGCCCGUUCCUUUCUUUCCCACCAUUAAUUCAUUUCCAGGCCUCAAUAUUGCACUCCUCUUCUUCCACCCAUAUCCUUCAAUUCCAUUCAAUCCCACCCUCCUCUCCUUCCCAUCGUCCUCAAUGCAUGCAAACUAAAGAAAAGAUAAGAAUAACAAAAGAAAACAAAAGAGUGCGUCAAAGAGAGAGAGAAGAAUUAAAGUAUUUGUUGUGUUGUAUUAAAGAAAACCAUUGACCACUCCCUUGGGUCCUCUUAUAUAAUGGCAUGCAAGGCUCCCCACCACCACCAUGCUUGCAGCGGUGGAGGUUCUUCUUUUGGCCGCUACCACCGCUUAACAGGUGCCAGCUUCCUCCGACACCGAGCUUCUCCGGUGGCCGUCGGGCUCCUCGGCUCCACUCCGGUCGACCUCGACGAGUCACUCCCUGCCCCAAAAGGUUGGGAGAGGUGCCUCCACCUCCAGACAGGGAGGAUCUUCUACAGGAGGGCAGCGAUGAGCCGCAACAAUGGCAAGAGCCCAAAGCUGGACCUGAAGCUGAAUUUGUCCCUGCCGACGAGGGGGGCCACGUCGAGAAGGGUGGCAGCUGAGGACGACUCCCCGAAGGGAUCCUCCUCCUCGUCUCCGCCGAGCUCCUGCUUGUCGUCAUGCUCGAACAGCCCGGAGGCAGCAUCCAUGGUGCUUGCGGGCUGCCCCCGGUGCCUCAUGUAUGUCAUGCUCUCCGAGGAAGACCCCAGGUGUCCCAAGUGCAAGAGUGCCGUCCUCCUCGACUUCUUCCAUGGCAGCAACACCGCCGCCACCACCACCAACAGCAACAGCAAGAACAACAAUAAUAGCAAGACCAGGAAGAGCUGAAGUACUAGUUAGUACUAGUAUAUCCCCUCUCUCAAAUCAUAGGUUUUCUUCCUCCUUUUCCUCCUCCUGAUCCACUUUUAUAUAUGGCUCCACAGACAUAGGUUGUGUUCUCGUUUAUCUCUUGGUUGUUCCCCCUCCUAUGAUGAAGACAAUGUAAAACGGGCCUAUCAUGAGCAGCCCAAAUUUCUAUAAUCAUCAUGGUCGUAUAGAUGGUUCCUUUUUUUCCUGUCUUAA